Messenger RNA from Puntigrus tetrazona (Sumatra barb), 6837 nucleotides. RefSeq names its product fibronectin leucine rich transmembrane protein 2 (gene flrt2). The coding region runs from base 1459 to 3444 and encodes 661 amino acids. NCBI's taxonomy places the organism in Eukaryota, Metazoa, Chordata, Actinopteri, Cypriniformes, Cyprinidae. The record is from RefSeq and is a predicted model, not a curated record. Gene Ontology annotation, molecular function: protein binding. The transcript is spliced from 2 exons.
UGAAGCUGUUCAUUUAUUAACAAGUUACCACAUACGCUGCUCAAUUUGAAAAGUUUUGGCUGAUGAUAACUCAAAAAAGUAUCCACUCGGCAUACGCAAUAAACAUCGCUUUCUAAUAACUCCUAAAAAAAAAAAAGCAAAUCAGCACAAAGAACUACAACAACAUCGUCCAUUCUCUCCGCGUCUGUGCGUCAAGCGGUUACAGGAAGAUCUCUUGAUGUGUGAAAAGCUUUUGUUCUCUAAAGAGCAGACUCGGUUAUGACCCCUCAUGCCAUUAGAUCAUAAAGCAUCAAGAACCGAAGCAUGUUGUGCUCAGUUAGCAGCUUAUUGGAUUCCAGCUCGCAAACAUAAAUCAAAUAUCACCGAAGCUCAUAAGGGUUGAAAGGCCUUUGCUACCGUGAGUUAUAUUUUGCUCUUUACUCAGCAACACACAGACGGAUAUAGGCAUCGCACACGCACCAGAUAUCAGAUGACGCUGUUGUUUUAUAUAAGUCGCGCUAUAACGGCAUGGUAUACGAUCUAAUCCCAGUUCGAGUUUUGCCGUGUUCCUCAGAGGGCUGUCGCUCAGGUGCCGCUGAUUCAUUCUCCCCGAGCGCUGACGUCCUGCGGCAUGCCUGACCCCUCGCCCUCAUAACUCCCGCUUCGUUCCGGGGGACGCGACCCCACGACCCGCUCCUUCUCCAGAAUCCGCCUGCCCUCUCCGAAUUCCUGAAACAUGAGCCCCGGCCCAGUGAGCUCAUCGGCAGGCGUGGACUCGCAAAAUAACUGCGAAAAAGAAAAGCGAGAGUGCGAGAGAUGGAACGCAGAAACAAAAGACAGGUUGGACAACGCCGGCGACGGCUCCCGAAGGGGUUAAGUUACACGCAGCCGAAAGCGUAAAGGAAACAAAGGUGCGCUUCUGAGCCUCAUUCUCAGGACCGACGCCGCACGCCUCAGCGGGAGCCGCUUCUUUUGAGCUCCGUUCUCUCUUGUCGGAGUCGGUAUCUAAAACACACGUAAUUCCAGAAGGCUCCCGCUGCCCUUCUGACCCCGCCGCGACCGAGAGACUCCGGUGUGAAAGUCUCUGGACCCAAAUGUCACAUCUUCCGGAAAGCCCUCGGGCUGAGGCCCAUCAGCACUUGACAGCAGGCUGGGAGGUGGACGGUGUGGCUCAGUGCUUUAGCACUCUCUCAGUCACACCCUGCUUGGGCCGAGAGAGCAGUUCUGCAAUGAUCUGAUUCCUCAGCAUGGAUGGCUUGAGUGAGAGAACCCAUGCACUCUAAUGAGACCACCUCUCCAGACAAGGACUAGAAAUUAUCAAGGGAUUACUCCUCAAAUUCCUGGUUUAUCUGCGAACUGCGCAUUAGAGUAAUCUUUUAGAGGACUUAAUUUUGCUGGAUUUGUUACGUUUCCUUUUUACUCCCUCCAACCACUGAUUUUGUCUUGCCAUUUCCUCACCCUCCCUUUAUUUUUUUCACUAUGGAGUUUCAAGCCGGAUUUUGGAAUAACGAUUGGACUUCAUUUCUUCGCUUUUGGUUGACAGUGUUGUUGAGCUUGCAUGUGCAGUUCAGCCCUGUCUCCUCCUGUCCCAAGGAGUGCCGCUGCGAUAGAACAUUUGUUUACUGUAACGAGAGAAGCCUGACGUCUGUGCCUCUGGGGGUGCAAGAGGGAUACAAGACCCUCUUCCUCCACAACAAUCAGAUCAACAAUGCCGGCUUUCCAUUGGAGCUACACAAUGUUGCCUCUGUAGAAACUGUUUACCUGUAUGGAAAUCAGCUGGAUGAAUUUCCCCUCAACCUUCCCAGGAACGUUCGAGUGCUGCACCUCCAGGAAAACAACAUCCAGACUAUCUCCAGGGCAGCACUUGCCCAACUAUCCAUGCUGGAGGAACUCCAUCUGGACGACAACUCCAUCUCGACCGUAGGGGUAGAGGAGGGGGCUUUCAGGGAGGCUGUCAGCCUCAAGCUUCUUUUCCUCACCAAAAACCACCUGAGCAGCAUUCCUAUCGGAUUACCGGCAGAUAUCAAGGAGCUGCGUUUGGACGAGAAUCGCAUUGCCGACAUUGACGAGGAUGCCUUUCAGAAUGUCACCACCCUCCAGCGACUUUUGCUGGAUGGGAAUUUGCUUGAGGAUGAGGGCAUAGCUCCUGGAACCUUCCAGGACCUGGUCAACCUAAGAGAACUGAGCCUGGCUCGAAACUCCCUCACAGCUCCACCACCGUUGCUCCCUAGCGUAUCCCUGACCAAGCUCAACCUGCAGGAAAACCAGAUGGACACCAUUGAAGUGACAGCCUUCGCUGGGCUUUCUAAACUGGAAAAGUUAGACAUCUCUAGCAACCAGCUUCAGUUUCUUCCACCAGGUGUCUUUGAUGGUUUGAGAAACCUGAGGCACCUUAAUGCAAGGAACAACCUCUGGAGGUGUGAUUGCAACAUUAAAUGGGUCAUUGCAUGGCUCAGGUCUCUGCCUUCUGCGAUAAACGUCCGCGGGUUCACAUGCCAGAGUCCCGAAAGGGUGCGUGGCAUGGUAAUUCGUGAACUCACUCUAGAUGCCAUCGACUGCCCAGCGGGCACCGUCCUGCAUCCUUGGCCAACUCAUUCAUAUCCAUCUACAUUGCCACCCCGCAGAACCACAGUCAUCACCAAGACCACCUCCAGAACCACCCGCUUCACCACCAUUUCACCCACUGCUUUUUACCCUGUCUCGGCCAAUCCCACACCCCCAUUCCCGCAGUUCCCUCCCGGCCCCCUGCCUCCCUAUGAAGACCCCUUAAAAAUCUCCUUUCAUGUAGUGAACUCUACCUGCAUUGAUGUGAGCUGGGAGUCUUACUUCACUGUGACGGCUUACAAGGUGACUUGGGUCAAAAUGGGGCAGAGUUUGAUGAGUGAUAUGACUCGAGAAAAAACAGUGCCGGGAUAUCAACGAAGGCUUAGCCUGUCAAAUUUAGAACCCAGGUCUAUCUACCGUAUCUGCGUGUAUGUUCUGGAUACUCUCAACACGUACAGACCGGGCGAGGAUACUAUCUGUUCUGAGGCUAAGACCAAAUCCACAUCCGCGUACUCUGAAUCUGAGCAGGCUGCCCAGCAAGACAACACCUCCACGCUCCUAUUGGCUGGAGUCAUAGGUGGGGCCGUGUUGGUGGUCUUAGUGACACUUCUAAGCUUGUUUUGCUGGCACAUGCACAAGAAAAGGUCGUCAUCGUCCAAAUGGAAAUACAAUCGCGGCAGGAGAAAAGAUGACUACUGCGAGGCCGGCACCAAAAAGGAUAACUCCAUCCUGGAAAUGACUGAAACGAGCUUUCAGAUAGUGUCACUAAACAAUGAGCAGCUUUUAAAAGGGGACUUCAGAAUUCAGCCCAUCUACACACCUAACGGAGGGAUCGGCCUCAGAGACUGUCACCUCAGUAACAAUAGCAUAGCUUACUGCAAGAGCAGUAAUGUUCCCAGUGUGGACUUCUGCCACACAUGAUGCUUUUUGACAGAUGCUACAACCAUUUGUUCAAAGAAAAUGUAGUUCAAUAUACUGUACAAUACACGUAUACAUAUAUACAUAUAUAUAUAUAUAUAUAUAUAUAUAUAUAUAUAUAUUUCCAGGUGCAGUCAACAUGGUAAUUUAUACUGUGGACAAGUAUGUGGAAUUCUGCUAUAUUUUCUAUUCUUAGUAAAUAUGAAAUGGUUUUGUAAUACGUGUGAGGCUCAAAGUGGUUUUGCUCAAGGACGCUGCGGAUGUUUUGUAUAAUCGAAGCACGUUGGCUACCUGCUGCAAGUGGAGUCCACAGGUUUUGCCUCUCUACCACUUUAAAAUCUUGAAAACGUUGCUAACCACACAACCAAAAUAUGCCCUUUGUGCUGAAAUACAGCUACCCCUUCACACAACAGUAGUUAAGAUAACACAGUGGUCAGGAAACCAAAACACCGCUGAUUAAGCUGCAGCAGGAAAAAAAAGGAGCUGAGUUUUUUUUUUUUUUUUUGGAAUUGAAGUGCACUUUCUUAAUGCAGCAGAGAGCAUGAGCAGUCAUUCAGGAAAUGAGCUUUUGUGGAAAUCACAUUUGAAGGGAAAAGGGACCACUCUUCAAAACCCUGCAGUUCUCACAAGGAGAAGCCUCCGUCGCUGAAUGCGGUAGGGAGAAGGGUUCCUGUGCAAGAGGUUUUUCAGGACAUAUUUGUGUAUAAUUUUGCCCACCAGGGGGCAGCUUGUCUCAGUGCAUACUGCUCAAACAGACCACAGACACUCUAGCAUGUUAAAAUCCUGGCUUGUCUGGAAAAGCUUUUGUGUCUGAGCCUUAUUUUCAAGUAAUUAGCAGCCCAAACAUUAAAUGAGCUAAUAUAAUAACUGAACCCCUGUGGUAAACUUAAUAUCUUGAGGGAGCUCUGUAAUCUCCUUCGUGUUUCUUUAAUUAUGAUUUGUAAAACGUAAGAAAAUUAUGAAAAAUGUCAACUUUAAAUCUGUAUUUGCCUUUUAUGUACUUUCUUUCUAAAACAUGUUCUCUGAUUUACAAAUUAGGCCAGGGUAAUACACAGAGCUCCACCUUUCUAUCUAUUUCUGUGCUCUCGCACGAAUGCGAUCAAGAACAUUCUACAGAGGCAUCCACGUUAUUGUCUGGCUUUUCCUUUACUGACCAAAACCCUUUUUAAUCAUGCAUCACAACAGGUGGGAUGAUGAAUGGACAUUUAAACAAAAGCCCUCUUUUCACUGAGACGAACUGGCACAUGCCAGAUUCUGUCUUUGAAAGAGUUUCAGAUCCCUGCAUGAGCGCAAUUAGAACUAUUUUUUUUUAAUGGCGCACCAGUUUUCCAGGACAGAGAGCCGAGUUUGGAAUUCAGGCUUGCUGUGGAGAAGUAUUUAUCAUGCGCUGUUACUCAUAGACUUUACUUGCUUUGACAAGAUUUUAUUUUGUGGGCCGAGUUCAAACCCCCACUGCAUAAUCCCUGGUCCAAGAAAGGGAAAAAAUGCAGAGGUUGUUUUCGCUUGGCAGGAGGAUUCGUGACUGGGAUGGGGGUUUGUAGUCGGGGUGGUGGUCCUAAUUGUCAGAGUUAACCCUUCAUUGCUCUCCAACUUGGCAUUAGGGUUCAGACUAGAUGGCUGGAUACUUGUUUACAUCCAAAUUGCUUUUGGAAUUGCUCAAAAUCAAACGGAUGCUUUGAUUUCUGUGACUAACACAGUUGGUGCUUGCACAGGUUAACUACCAACAACCCACAAGGUUUGUCUCAGUGGCACAAACAAAAAGGGCUACUGCAUUCUGUGGUCAUGAAAGUAUUUCUCCUUAGCAUCCCAGCAGGCUUCUCCGACCACCCGGUCCCUACUUUUCCUUGAAAUCUGGAACGUCCUCGGGCUCCGUUUCUCAUCCGAAGGCUUUUAACUGAUGUGUACACCAUUAACAAUUCAUUUCAAAUCCUGCGGCCACCCGUAACUCUUUUUAACAGACUUCCUCCACACAAGUCCGGUGCGGUUGUCAGGCUCAGGUUACCAGAGAGGAGGCGGUUGCGGUGGCUCAGACCCAAAUGAAUCGCGCGAAGUUAACCCGAUAGUGAGAUAAAUCUGUCCCGAGCCUCUCGCAGACGUAUUUUCACAGAGAGAAAAGUAAUGGCACUCGUGCCACUAUCCUCCUCCGAAGUCCUCAGAGCUAGCUUUUGCUGGGUCGCUACCAAAACCAGAAAUGUCUCAUACUGAACUGUUUUAUCUAUUGCCUUACUGUAACCCAGCAGUAUGUCUUAAUGUGGUUCACGUGAAGGAUUUGACUUUAUUUACACAGAGAUCUGUGGCUUACACGUUUCGAAGGCAGGACUGAAUGGAAAGCACACAUUUUGAAGGGCAAUUGCAAACAGCAUCCUGACAGACAUCAAUAGAUGACAUUGCUAACAAGUCAAGGUCUAUCCUCCAGACAAGAAUGGCGUGUUAUGAUUCAGAGUGACUCAUUGCUUCACUCGUGUGGCGUACAUUGUUCUUUAUUUUCUAUGGAUGAGCUGAAAAUCACAGUAGUGGCCCUGUAGUCAAAUGGAUGUAUUACACAAAAGGGACUGUGAGCAAUGCCUUGCGUCCGUAAUCCUACCCAACAUUCAAUCAGUUUCUUGAAAAAGCACAUCGAUUUGGUUUGGAAUAAUUACUCUAAAUGACUGUGAGGUCAGUCUGAACAAAGCACUACCACAAAUGUGGCUGAAUUCGUCUUUGAUCUUUGUGUGUCCCUUUCACUCUUUUUUUGAAAGAAUAUAUUUUUCAUUACGUUUUUUGAAAGGUUUUCUCACAUGUGCAAUUUGGUAUAUAUGUGUUCAAUAUUAAAACUUAUUUAAUACAGAUUUCAGCACAUCGGUUGACAUAGCGGUUUUGCAUUAGGACAAGACAAAUUCUAGCUGAUGUUUGAAUGAACGGCAAUCUGACAACCAUGACAGGUUUAACAACAACCACAGCGUUUUAUGUUUUAGCAUUUGGGUCUUUUUUCUUCACGUUUAUGAUGGGGAGCGAUUCUGCUUUUCACAAAUGGUGAUUUGUUUGAUCUGUAAGCUGGGUUUUGCGAGUAGAAUCCAUUGGGAACCAAAGUAAUUUUUUGAUUGCUAUGUACAUUUAAUUUCUUUCGUUUGUUUCCACUACUAAACUGUUGUUGUUGUCCCAUGUAUGUGCCUUGAAAUGAACUUACAAUGUAAAGUCCUUGAAACCUUUAAAUGUUUUUGCACAAGUUGUAAAUAGAGAAACCAAGCUUUUUUUUUUUUUUUUUUUUUUCGAAAAUAAAGGAGCCAUCAGAAUUGACAUACGAUCUUGUCCGUUACAGACGAAUCUCACUUUCGUAUUUUUCUAAAUGUGUGAGAUACAUUUAUUAACACAUUGUGCCUGUAGUUGUCCAAAAACUAAAGGUUGUACAAAACUGUA